Molecule: messenger RNA, 2673 nt
Organism: Trifolium pratense (red clover)
Lineage: Eukaryota; Viridiplantae; Streptophyta; Magnoliopsida; Fabales; Fabaceae
Product: pollen-specific leucine-rich repeat extensin-like protein 1
Exons: 5
Coding region: 556-2445 (629 amino acids)
Source: RefSeq, a predicted model, not a curated record
AAGUGAACUAGUUGAAAAAAUAAAAAUGUUUUCCUUAGCAGAAAGGCGGGAUCAUAUAGAAGCUUUGGCGCCUAAAUAUUAUUAGGAAAUUAUUUUGUGUUAAUGAGCAGUUGAAUUAAAAUUUACAUCAAUUCUGAUUUCUGAAAAUAACAAUUUCUUUCCGGCGGAUCAAGCCGCCACAAACUUCGAAAUGUUGACACACAAAACCGCUACAACUCAAUAAAAUCUCCAUUCGAUUAUAAUUUCUCCGCCAGAAACUUAGGGUUAAGCUUUAUAAAUUCAUCCCCGACUGCAUUUCCUCUAUUUCUUUGUCUCUCAGUCUUCUCUCCCGUUCUAUUCACCCUCUUCCGGGCACUCACUGUCGCACCAGUCGAUUGCAUUGCUUCCACCGCCGUAUCUGCCGCCCUCUCUCCGCUCUGGCCACUUCAGUAGUCACCGAUAAACAUCUCAUCAGGAGGAGCUAACCCAUCCAAACGUGCGGCAUCGACUACUACUAGUGGUACUUGCAAGGUUGCUAAAGUAGUUUCUUGCUCUCCUAAAGACCAGUUUAUACCUAUGGCGACGACUGCACAUACACAAACUCCAUCUCCUCACACCUAUACUCUGCCUCCACCUACUCACACUCAGACUCCAUCUAUCCAUGCUUCAUCAGCUGUAUAUCCUCAACAUGCAUAUGCACAGCCGACAUAUACACCACCGCCAUACAUACAACCAACACUCACACCGCCGGGAUGUGAACAACCUUCAUAUCCACCUACUUGUACUCAGACUCCAUCUACCUAUACUUCAUCAGCUGUAUAUCCACAUAAUGCAUACGCACAGCAGACAUAUAGACCAUCGCUAUACGCACCGCCGGCAUAUGCACCACCUUCAUAUCCACCUACUUGUACUCAAACUCCAUCUACCUAUGCUUCAUCAGCUGUAUAUCCACAAAAUGCAUAUGUACCAACGCCAUACCCACCUACAUAUCCACAACAUGAAUAUGCACCGCUGGUGUAUACACCAUCAACAUACACACAUCCGACAUUCACACCACUGACAUAUGCACCACCUUCAUAUCCACCAUGUUCAUAUCCCCCACCUUCAUAUCCACUAUCGGGUGAACAUUCACACAAACGUCCACUCGCUGGUAAGAGGAAUGGUGUCGCAUCGACUACUACUAGUCCUACUUGUAGGGUUACUCAAGUAGUUUCUUGUUCUCUAAACCAGUUUACACCUAUGACGACAACUGCUCAGAUACAGACUUCAUCUCCUUAUGCCUAUACUCUUCCUCCACCAACUCAAUCUCCAUCUACCCAUAUUCCAUUACCUGUAUAUCCGCAACAUGCAUGUGCACCACCUGUGUAUACACCGUCGGCACAUGCUGCACCUGUGAAUACACCAUCGGCAUACGCACCACCGACAUAUCCACUAUCAGGUGGACCUUCAGAAAAAGUACCGCAAUUUAUUCCCAUGCCCAAGCCGCAGAUCCAAGGAACACAAGGAACUUCGUUUAUGCCUGGUCAUCCUAAGUCGUCUCAGCCUGAGCCGCCAGAGCUUGAGCCUUUUCAGGCUGAUAAGGAUGGCAUUCAUGAUGCAGAGCAUUUGAUUGAUAGUGACGUGGAGAAGGAUUCUGAGAAGGUUGAGGUGUAUGGCGACGGUCAACAAAUUAUUCAACCUUCCACCAAAGAAUUUUUGCCUUCAAAUUCCGCAACAAAGAACACUCUGACAGUUAUACAAUCCCUAAAGGAUGAUGAUAGGGCAAAUUUUAUCAAGGCUUUAAGUGAAAAUUAUGUGUGGAAUAACCAACACAUUGAUCAGAUUGAGAGUAACUUUCUUUCGGCAGUCUCACAUUACUUAUCUGAUACGUUGAACGAAGUCCGUCUUAAGGGUCAGCGCACGCAUUGGAUAAGCGAGACUAUAUGGCAGUGCUUGCUGGAGCACUGGAGUUCCGCUAAUUUUCAAUUGACCUAUGCUAAAGAAAAGGCAAACAUGACAUCAGAUAAAAGCGAAAGCGGUUCCAUCAGCACAUCACAAGACACAGCUGGAAUGGAGAAUUUUGAGGCGACGAUGUCUCGGACUAGAUCUCAGUCUAACUCAACUUCUCGGUCUAUGAGUUGUAACCUUAAUGCUGCUACCUCACUUUCCGCUUCUGGCAUAGAUGGAGGUAAGAAAAAGAGAUGCUUAAACGAUGUUGGAACUCUUGCCACAAACUCCAAGGAAGGGACCAAGGCCAAGCGCCUUAAUAUUUCUUUAGAUAAUACAAAAACAUCAGCAGCAAGUAAUGCUAGGCAGCCGAAGCCUGAUAUGGUUGAAGUGUUACAGAGUUUGGCGACUUCUAGUGCAGAGACUGGUCAAGCACUAAAGGAAAUGAUGAAGUCGCAACAGGAAUUGCUGAGGAUAAUACAAGAAGAGCGAGAAGAGCGUAUGCUAGCUCAUGCCCAAAAGCAGCCCCAAACCUUCUAAUGACUCUACUUUGAGGCGAUCAAGAUGUUGAUGCUGGUGCUGAUGAGGAAUGAUUAUGCUUCAUAGACGUUAUUUGUUUUGUUUUGUUUGGGCCAAUUGUUUUUUCCAACUUUUAUUUAAGCAAAGACCUUGGUAAAAUGAAAAUAUCAAGAAGAGACCAAAGUAUACCACAGUUAUUGGGUAUGAUUUCAGUCAUUUUUGUAUUAAUAUUUUGGCCUUUCUCUUGCA